CCUCUCCAAUGAAGUCUCCGCCCGUUUCGACACUCCUCCAAAUCAAACCCAUUUUAAAUUAAAAAAUAAAAAAAAGUCACCGCCCCCACCCCCUCCCCUCCCCUCCCCUCCCUCUCUCGCCCCGUCCUAAACCUAACCUAACCUAACAUAACCACCCCUCCAAUCAUUUACCCCCAACCCCUCCUCCCUCUCCAAAAUGGCCUCUGAGCAAGACGACACCGUUUUCCCCGAAGAGGACCUCGACGACGAGUUAUCCGAUGGAGAAGAAGACGACGACGACGAAGACGAUGAGGACGACGACGUCAUUAACUCUGCCUCACCCUCCACUUCAUCUCCCGCCGCCAACUCCGUCACCGUCGCCUUGCCGGCAUCCUCUCUCCCUAUUGGUGAUCCCCCGAUUGCCACCUCAUCUAUCGCCGCCACCGCCGCCACCACCACCAUGGUCACCCCUUCCCCCAAACGACAUCCUACCGACCCCCAAGAGAAGAAGCCUCAGCCCCUCGACGACUCGCGCAGGUUAUUCCAGCGACUUUGGACGGACGAGGACGAGAUCGAACUCCUCCAAGGCUUCCUCGACUAUACGACAUCGCGAGGAUCCACCCACCACAACGAUACCGCUUUGUUCUACGACCAGAUCAAGUCCAAGCUCCAGCUCGACUUCAACAAGAACCAACUCGUCGAGAAGCUUCGUCGUUUGAAGAAGAAGUACCGCAACGUCCUCGCAAAAUCCAGUGCUGGAAAAGAUGUCUCCUUCAAGAGCCCCCACGACCAGGCCACCUUCGAAAUCUCCCGCAAGAUUUGGAGGAACGACGACCACAACACCGGCAGGUUCGCCGCCGAUGAUUCUGUUUUCGAUGACGAAGAUCCCAAUGUUAAAACCCCCACUUUUAACUUCAACAAUUACGAAGAAAUCGGUGAGAAAAAGAUGAUUUCGACGCCGAGGUCGCGCAAGCGGCCCCGAUCGCAGUCGCAGCCGCAGCCGGGGUAUCGGAGCGAAGAGAAACGCAUUUCAUCACAAGCUGAUAUCAAAGUUAACGGCAAUGAUAGUAUUAAUCAUUCUAAUUUGGGGGGUUUGAUUGAGGAGACGGUGAGGAGUUGUUUGUCGCCGCUGUUUAAGGAGCUGUUAAGCAAUGCGAUGGGCGCUGGGGGGAGAGGAAUUGGGUUUGGGUUUGGGGGUUUAGGAAUGAAUGCGAUGGCGACGAAUGUGAUCCCAUUGAGUUUCGGUGGUGGUGGAGGAGGAGGAGGAGGAGGAGUAGGAGGGGAAGGGGUGGUGGAUGAGAGGUGGAGGAAACAGCAGAUACUGGAGCUGGAGGUGUACUCGAAGCGAUUGGAGCUAGUUCAGGAUCAGAUUCGAGCGGCUUUGGACGAGUUACGGUCGGUGGGACGAUGAUGGGGGAGUUGAGUCGAUUGAAUUCUAAUCUAUGAGGAUAUUUAGUAAGUGGGGUUGGUUUUUCUUCUAUUAGUUAUUGAAUAUUUCUUGGUGUUCUUGAUUGAUAGCCGUAGCUGAGAGUUUUGCUCUUGGAUUUUAUACUUUUUUUUUUUUUUUGUUGAUUUUGAUACAAAAGCUGUUGAAUAAUGAUUCCUAAUUGUUUAGGUCUCGAUACUUUGUUCAUAAUAAUCUUGUAGAUAAUGGUUUGAUAUGUAGAUUGAAAUGAACUCGUUAGAAUAAUUCAAACAUAGUGGUUGCCAUCC
Messenger RNA from Juglans microcarpa x Juglans regia, 1692 nucleotides. Its product is annotated as probable transcription factor At3g04930. The record is from RefSeq and is a predicted model, not a curated record. Gene Ontology annotation, cellular component: nucleus. Bases 197 to 1390 code for a protein of 397 amino acids. The transcript has a single exon. Gene Ontology annotation, biological process: regulation of DNA-templated transcription. Lineage: Eukaryota; Viridiplantae; Streptophyta; Magnoliopsida; Fagales; Juglandaceae.